Messenger RNA from Oryza sativa Japonica Group (Japanese rice), 2459 nucleotides. Its product is annotated as pollen receptor-like kinase 4. NCBI's taxonomy places the organism in Eukaryota, Viridiplantae, Streptophyta, Magnoliopsida, Poales, Poaceae. Gene Ontology annotation, molecular function: protein kinase activity; protein binding; ATP binding. The record is from RefSeq and is a predicted model, not a curated record. Gene Ontology annotation, biological process: protein phosphorylation.
GGCGGCGGCGGCGCGGGGCCCGAGGGCGACGUGCUGAUCGCGUUCCGGGAGACGCUGCGGGGGCCGGACGGCGCGCCGCCGGGGCCGCUGCGAGCGUGGGGCACGCCGGCGGUGCCGUGCCGCGGCAAGGCGUCGCAGUGGUUCGGCGUGUCGUGCCACGGGAACGGCAGCGUGCAGGGGCUGCAGCUGGAGCGGCUGGGCUUGUCGGGCGCGGCGCCCGACCUGGGCCUGCUCGCCGCGCUCCCGGGGCUCCGCGUGCUCAGCCUCGCCAACAACGCCAUCGCCGGCGCGUUCCCCAACGUGUCGGCGCUCGCCAUGCUCAAGAUGCUCUACCUCUCCCGCAACCGCUUCUCCGGCGUCGUCCCCGACGGCACCUUCCACACCAUGCGCGGCCUCCGCAAGCUCCACCUCUCCUCCAACGAGCUCUCCGGCCCGAUCCCCAGCUCCAUCACCUCGCCGCGGCUGCUCGAGCUGUCGCUCGCGCACAACCAGUUCAACGGGCCAUUGCCGGACUUCUCCCAGCCGGAGCUCCGCUACGUCGACGUCUCCAGCAACAACCUCUCCGGCCCUAUCCCCGAAGGCCUCAGCCGCUUCAACGCCAGCAUGUUCUCAGGUAACGAGUAUCUCUGCGGCAAGCCGCUCGACACGCCCUGCGACAAGCUCGCCUCGCCGUCGAACAUGUCGACGUUCAUGACCAUCGCCGUUGUGCUCAUCGUCGUCGGCGUGAUCCUCGCCGCGGCGGGGAUCGCGACGGGGGUCAUCGGCCGCAGGAGGCGGAAGCGGCGGCGGCGACGCCCCGGGCCCGGCGAGCCCGGCGGCGACCAGACGCCCUCCAACCCGAAGCUCCACACCGCGCCGGCCGUGAACAUCAACCGUGGAUCCGCCACCGCCGCCGCCUCCACAGCCGCCGCAGCUGGAACGUCGGCCUCUGGCGGCGGCGGCGGCGCGGCGGCGAAGCGAGGGGGGAGACGGGACGAGCACGGGCGGCUGGUGUUCGUCCAGGAGAGCCGGAAGCGGUUCGAGAUCGAGGACCUGCUGCGUGCGUCGGCGGAGGUGCUCGGCAGCGGCAACUUCGGGUCGUCGUACAAGGCGACGCUCCAGGAGCGCCCCGCCGUGGUGGUGAAGCGGUUCAAGGACAUGAACGGCGUCGGGCGCGAGGACUUCUCCGAACACAUGCGCCGCCUAGGCCGCCUCUCCCACCCCAACCUCCUCCCCGUCGUCGCCUACCUCUACAAGAAAGACGAGAAGCUCCUCAUCACCGACUACAUCACCAAUGGCAGCCUCGCCCAUUUCCUCCACGGGAAUCGGGGAUCGGAGUUGGAUUGGGGGAAGAGGCUGAGGAUAAUCAGGGGGACGGCGAGGGGGUUGGGGCACCUGUACGACGAGCUGCCGAUGCUGACGGUGCCGCACGGCCACCUCAAGUCGUCGAACGUGCUGCUCGACGGCGACAUGGAGGCGGUGCUGUCGGACUACGCGCUGGUGCCGGUGGUCACGGCGAGCGCGGCGGCGCAGGUGAUGGUGGCGUACAAGGCGCCGGAGUGCGUCGCGGCGGCGGCGGCCGGCAAGCCGUCGAAGAAGAGCGACGUGUGGAGCCUCGGGAUCCUCAUCCUCGAGGUGCUCACCGGCAAGUUCCCGGCGAACUACCUCCGCCAGGGGCGGCAGGACAACGCCGACCUCGCCGGCUGGGUCAGCUCCGUCGUCAGCGAGGAGCGCACCGGCGAGGUGUUCGACAAGGACAUGGCCGCCGCCGGCGCCGGCGCCGAGGACGACAUGCUCAAGCUGCUCCACGUCGGCCUCGGCUGCUGCGACGCCGACGUCGACCAGAGGUGGGAGCUCAAGACGGCGAUCGCGCGCAUCGAGGAGAUCAGGGUUCCGGACCCCACCCCCACCCCCGCCGCCGCCGCUGACGCCGCCGAGCCCUCGCCGUCGACGACGACGACGACGAACUCCGGCGAGACCCGGUCGUAACGUAACCCGAUACACACGCGUAUACGAAAUCAAGCAGCUCCAAUGAUCGCCUCUUGGUCAACGGUCAGCGCCUUGCAUGCGUGCCACGUGGCAUGGUACGGUGAGCUAUUGCAUGGGCGAAACUGAUUGGUGGUUAAUGAGCUAAGCAUGAAGAUUAUAAUUUAACCCAGCUGAUGCAUGCAUGGAAAAUUCGAGCGUGUGUAGAAUUGAUUUUGGCAGAAAUUGGUUUAGCUUAAUUUAAUGAAGGGAUAUAUAUGGCUAGCUAAGUUAGUAAUUUUUUAUUUUGCUGUACUGAUUAGAGUGUAAGAGUUAGGAAAUUAAGAUGUUGGGAUAUUUUUUCUUUUCCUUUUUUUCUUCUUUUCAUAUAUACAUACAAAUUUGUUGUUACACUGGAAUUUGUUGCUAGCUCGUAGUUUAAGCUCCUUGCUAGCUUGUAGUUUAAGCUCCUUGUAUAAACUUUCGAAGUAUAAAAUUCUCAGAUUUUUGCCAUA